CUAUGUGGGCAAGCUGUUGUAACUGGUUUUGCCUGGAUGGGUCACCCGAAGAGAUGCAGCCGCCGCCGCAGCAUGGAGCCAGAGCCCAGGCGUAUUCCAACCCCGGGUACAGCUCCUUCCCCUCGCCCACGGCGUCCGAACAGAGCUGCAAGGCCUGCGGGGUGCACUUCGACAGCUCCUCCAGGAAGCACAUCUGCUUGGACUGUAAAAAGAAUUUUUGUACGUCCUGCUCCAACCAGCCCGAAGGUGGUCCCCUCCUCUGCCACCUGUGCCAGCGGUUCCGAGCCACAGCUUUUCAGCGGGAAGAGCUGAUAAAGAUGAAGGUGAAGGACCUGCGAGACUAUUUGGCACUCCGUGAGAUUUCCACAGAGUUGUGUCGUGAAAAGGAGGACCUGGUGUUUCUGAUUCUUGGCCAGCAGCCUGUAAUUAACCAGGAAGAUCAGAUAAGAACAAAUCCAUUUAAUCCUAGUGCCUCUGGACAGCAGGACUUUGUGAUUCUCCCACCAACCAGCACAGCAUCUUCUACCUCACGUGAUGCAUCUCCCGUGGCUGCAGACCCCAUCUCAAGUUCACUAGCUCAGGUACAUCAACAGGCAAAUGGUUACGUGCCUCCGAGCCACGGCGGUAUGACAGGAGUUGAGAAUGCAGCAGAAGCGCCAGCAGAGGAGGAGACACAGUCUACUGACUCGGAAGAUAACCUGGUGCUGGGGAGGAAGGCUUCUCUUUCCGAUCUAACAAGCAUCGGAGACAUCAAUGCACUCUCUGUGCGACAGCUGAAGGAAAUUCUCGCUCGCAACUUUGUCAACUACAAAGGCUGCUGUGAAAAGUGGGAGCUGCUAGAGAGGGUGACUCGUCUUUAUAAAGAGAAAGACCAGCAACAUCUAGUUUCUGACACUGACGAUCAGACCGGUGGUGCUGGGCUCCCUGGCAUGGAGGACAACCUCUGCAAAAUCUGCAUGGACUCACCCAUUGACUGUGUCCUGCUAGAAUGCGGCCACAUGGUCACUUGCACCAAGUGUGGGAAGCGGAUGAGCGAGUGCCCCAUAUGCAGGCAGUACGUGAUAAGGGCUGUCCACGUCUUUAAGUCCUAAGCAUGUGUAAGGAGGACUGGGGAUGCCUUAAAGCCUCAUCUGCUCUUAGAGAAACAGUCAAAAUCGCUGCAAAUAGUUAGGUCAGAGAUUAGCAUAUGGACCCCACGGGAAGCUGGAAGUGAGGGAUGGACGAAGCCUGGGGAAAAUCGUUCUUGCUCAAGCCCAGCUGUGCUCUUCCCACUAUAGUGCUUUACACCACAGUGCCUGGACUCC
This is a messenger RNA of Pterocles gutturalis (yellow-throated sandgrouse), 1304 nucleotides long. RefSeq names its product ring finger and FYVE-like domain containing E3 ubiquitin protein ligase (gene RFFL). The transcript has 6 exons. The coding region runs from base 3 to 1091 and encodes 362 amino acids. NCBI's taxonomy places the organism in Eukaryota, Metazoa, Chordata, Aves, Pterocliformes, Pteroclidae. Gene Ontology annotation, cellular component: plasma membrane; cytoplasm. Gene Ontology annotation, molecular function: ubiquitin protein ligase activity. Gene Ontology annotation, biological process: negative regulation of extrinsic apoptotic signaling pathway via death domain receptors; protein K48-linked ubiquitination; proteasome-mediated ubiquitin-dependent protein catabolic process. The record is from RefSeq and is a predicted model, not a curated record.